AUGGAAUACGAUGGAAGACAUUUGCAAAAAGGCGAUCCCCUACCACCAUUUAGUGGAAAACCACGGCUUUUUUCCAUGAGGUUCUGUCCUUAUGCCGAACGAUGUGUUCUAAUGUUAAACGCAAAGAAAGUGGAAUAUGAUUUAGUUUUUAUAGAUCUGAGCAACAAACCGGAAUGGAUUUUUACGUUCAACCCUAAAGGCUCUGUACCAAUUCUGGAGUAUGAAGAAGGCAAAGCCAUAUUUGAAAGUUCUAUAAUUACAUCCUACAUAGACGAGACGUAUCCAUAUCCAGCCCUUCAGGCCGUAGGGUCCCUCAAAAGAGCACAAGAUAAGGUUGUUGUAGAGCUGUUGUCUACCGCUCAAGCUGCAUAUUACAUAGCAGCAUUCAAUGCGCAGGCAAUUAAGCCAGAAACAGUGCUAAGCUAUCAUCGAAGUCUAGAAAUACUGCAGAAAGAUAUUGCAGGCAGAGGAACCACAUAUUUGGCUGGAGAUAAACCUGGGUACAUUGAUUAUAUCGUCUGGCCAUUCUUGGAGCGUUAUAUAGCUCUUCAUCUAGUGGGAAGACAUGAAUUUGCUAUUACAGAAGAUAAAUAUGAUAUAUUAAUAAAAUAUAUGCAUGCUAUGAAGAAAGACCCUGCGAUUCAGUCCUACAGUUUAGAGCCCGAAAACCAUGCCAAGUAUAUCGAAUCUCGUGUCAAAGGAAAGCCAGACUACAGCAUCGACUCAACAAAUUCAUUUGAUAGGAAAAAUAAUAAAAUUAUAAAGCCCAAAAAGGUUGAUUCAUAUCAAGAAUCUAUCGAAAUGCAUACUAAAAAACCAUCAAUGUAG
This is a messenger RNA of Pieris macdunnoughi, 828 nucleotides long. The record is from the annotation of a GenBank genome assembly. NCBI's taxonomy places the organism in Eukaryota, Metazoa, Arthropoda, Insecta, Lepidoptera, Pieridae.